Sorghum bicolor (sorghum) is the source of this 1972-nucleotide messenger RNA. RefSeq names its product probable polygalacturonase. Gene Ontology annotation, biological process: carbohydrate metabolic process. The transcript is spliced from 6 exons. The record is from RefSeq and is a predicted model, not a curated record. Lineage: Eukaryota; Viridiplantae; Streptophyta; Magnoliopsida; Poales; Poaceae. Gene Ontology annotation, molecular function: polygalacturonase activity. Bases 111 to 1598 code for a protein of 495 amino acids.
UACCGCUCGCCCUGCCGCUACCAUCCAAUCCACUCCAUCAUCCCGUGAUCUCACGAGUGAGUGAGUGAGUGAGUCACUCCAAAGCAGUUACCGGCACCAGCAGAGCAGCAAUGGCGCUGCGAACGCUCCACCUCAACGCGCCGCCGCUCCUCCAUAUUCUGCGCUCGCUAUGCCUCCUCGUCCUGGCCGCGUCGGCGGCGGUGUCGGUGUCGGGGCGCCACCACGCGCCCACCCCGGCGCACGGCACCGGGCAGAGCAUGUACCUGGCGCCGGCCUGCCGGGCGCACACGGCGUCGCUCGCGGACUUCGGCGGCGUGGGCGACGGCACCACCUCCAACACCGCGGCGUUCCGCUCCGCGGUCGACCACCUGUCGCAGUACUCCGGCGAGGACGCCGGCGGCGCCAUGCUGUACGUGCCCGCCGGGAAGUGGCUCACGGGGCCCUUCAACCUCACCAGCCACUUCACCCUCUUCCUCCACAGCGACGCCGUCAUCCUCGCCUCCCAGGACAUAAACGAAUGGCCAAUCAUUGAUCCCCUGCCUUCUUAUGGAAGAGGAAGGGAUAAAAUUGGAGGAAGAUUCGCUAGCCUCGUCGGUGGAUCAAACCUGACCGAUGUAGUCAUUACUGGUAACAACGGCACAAUUGAUGGACAGGGCGCGAUGUGGUGGUCGAAAUUCCACAAGAACCAGCUCAAGUACACGCGCGGGUACCUGAUCGAGCUGAUGCACUCGGACACCAUCUACAUCUCCAACCUGACGCUGCUCAACUCGCCGGCGUGGAACAUCCAUCCGGUCUACAGCAGCAACAUCGUGGUGCAAGGCAUCACCAUCCUGGCGCCGACGAACUCGCCCAACACGGACGGCAUCAACCCUGACUCUUGCUCGCACGUCCGGAUCGAGGACUGCUACAUCGUGUCUGGCGACGACUGCGUGGCGAUCAAGAGCGGGUGGGACGAGUACGGCAUCUCGUACGGGAUGCCGAGCCAGCACAUCGUGAUCCGUCGGCUGACGUGCGUGUCGCCGACGAGCGCGGUGAUCGCGCUGGGGAGCGAGAUGUCGGGCGGCAUCCAGGACGUGCGCGCGGAGGACAUCACGGCGAUCAACUCCGAGUCCGGCGUGCGCAUCAAGACGGCGGUGGGCCGCGGCGCCUACGUGAAGGACGUGUUCGUGCGGCGGAUGACGCUGACCACCAUGAAGUGGGUGUUUUGGAUGACGGGAAACUACAAGUCCCACCCGGACGACAAGUACGACCCCAACGCCAUCCCCGUCGUCGACAACAUCAGCUACCAGGACGUGGUGGCCACGGGUGUGUACAAGGAGGCGGCGAGGCUCGAGGGCAUCCAGGGCGCCCCCUUCAAGGGCAUCUGCGUCGCCAACGUCACCGCCGACCUGUCCAAGUCCAGGAAGUACCCAUGGACGUGCGCCGACGUCGAGGGCGUGUCGGUGAACGUCAGCCCGGCGCCGUGCCAGCCGCUCCAGGGCGCGCACGACGGCGCAUGCCCGUUCCCGACCGACACGCUGCCCAUCGACCAGGUCACAGUGCAGCAGUGCGCCUACGACGUCCCCGGCGGUACCGGCGCCAGCGGCGGCGGCAACUAGCAGCUCUUCUCGGGUCAUCAAGAAGCAACUAGUGGAUCGUGGAUGCGGAUCACCAGCUUGCAGCCUACCACAACUACUAGUAGUGCUCGCUCACAUACACAUACACUUGUCGUCCUGAUCCAACGCAAGCAAUUAGUACUAGUCUCAAGUCUUAUUAUGAGUGAUGAACACAAUAACGAGCGCAGCGAGCAAUUAAGCUGAUCCAAUGUAGUAUAUCUUCUUUGUGACGAUGUGGCUGAUGAUGUCCGUGUGAAUUUGCGUCAAAUUAAUCAGCUGGCCUGAAACUGGAAAAGGUUAUUUAGGCCCAGCUGUUUGUUGAGUUUGCUGUUGCUUAUGCUUAUAUACAAAGCUACAUGUCAUAUAAUAUUUAUAAA